Messenger RNA from Paramecium tetraurelia, 177 nucleotides. RefSeq lists its product as uncharacterized. Lineage: Eukaryota; Ciliophora; Oligohymenophorea; Peniculida; Parameciidae. The record is from RefSeq and is a predicted model, not a curated record. The transcript has a single exon.
AUGGAAUAUGAAGGGAUAUAAACUGAAACAUAAAUUUUUGGAAGUUUCCAUUAGUAUUUACCAGAAUAUCAGAUGCUAAAAUUGAUUUUAAGGGAGUUGUCUAAUUCUUUAAGGAGUUUUCCUGAGGAUUAAACGAUUCUAAGUGAAAUUAAAAUAGAAGGGAGGAGAUCAUGCUGA